CUUUGUUGUAUGGUUAGUUAAUAUUUUAAACUUGUAUCAAAUUAAUUAUACAUUGCCAACACCAUUAAUGUUUUCUUUUGAAUUUAGGGUAAAAGGUUAUGAUUUUCUUAAUCGUUUUAUCAUUUUUCGAAACAAGAAUGACUCUGAUGCGAAAGUGAUUGAACCGCAGAUGAUAGCUGCCCGUUCUGGUAAUCAAUACAUUGAUGUUUCCGCCAUAACAAAUGAAAAUAUGGAAGAACCGUUCGUAUACCUUUUGCAAGAGUACUUUGGCAGGCCCGAUCUUGAGUUGGCAAUGCCCAUCCAGCUCGCAGAGCCACAUGUUCUGGUUGCAGCAAUGCCAUUAGUACCUAAUGGGAUUGUUAGUGCGGAGAUGCACGAGGCUUGCAUUGGUAGGAGAAGGGGUGGUAGAUAUGUGAAGAGUUGGAAGGAGGUGAUUAGAUAUGACUUAGAAUUUCUUGCCUUUAUUGAGGAUAUGACCUUAGAAGCAUUCAGAGAGCUAGGAUUAGAGUAGCUAGGUAGGUGCCUUGAGCUUGGGUGUGUUGUUGUUGUAAGGGUAAGGUCUGGUACACACACCCUCCCUAGACUCUACUUUCGUCGG
Molecule: messenger RNA, 598 nt
Organism: Cuscuta campestris
Lineage: Eukaryota; Viridiplantae; Streptophyta; Magnoliopsida; Solanales; Convolvulaceae
Source: the annotation of a GenBank genome assembly